UCUCUUGUGAGGUACUGCAAGGCUGUUUUGCUUUGUCUGAGAUUCUCCAUCAUAUCCCACAGUGAUGGGUUACCCAGCUCUGUGGCAGUUCAGGGCGAUGAUCAUCUGCACUCUACCUGACAGCUGGCCGCUGCUUGACUACACUGACUAUGGUUGCUACUGUGGGCUGGGAGGCUCCGGCACACCUGUGGAUGAGCUUGACAGGUGCUGUCAGGUGCACGACCAGUGCUACAGUCAAGCCAUGCAGCAUGACGAUUGCUGGCCCAUCUUCGACAAUCCCUACACUGAAAUAUACAGCUACAGAUGUGACAAGGCCAGCAAGACCAUCACCUGUCUGAAUAACAACAACGCCUGCGAGACGUUCAUCUGUGAGUGUGACAGGAAAGCAGCCUUGUGCUUUGCCAAGGCAGAUUAUAAUGAAGGAAAUGCCCACCUUCCCAGUGACCGCUGCAAGUGAGCCGAGGGAUGCAGGGAUACGCA
This is a messenger RNA of Seriola dumerili (greater amberjack), 480 nucleotides long. It is a transcript of the gene pla2g1b, whose product is annotated as phospholipase A2 group IB. Gene Ontology annotation, biological process: arachidonate secretion; lipid catabolic process; phospholipid metabolic process. Gene Ontology annotation, molecular function: calcium ion binding; phospholipid binding. The record is from RefSeq and is a predicted model, not a curated record. NCBI's taxonomy places the organism in Eukaryota, Metazoa, Chordata, Actinopteri, Carangiformes, Carangidae. Bases 65 to 457 code for a protein of 130 amino acids. The transcript is spliced from 3 exons.